GUGCGAAGCCUGGUUCCUGCAAGCAAGUCAACCAUUAUCGCCCAAGAUCAUGGCAUCUUCCUACAUGGUCGUCUUUGCACUUGCACUUUUAGUUGAGUUGACUACAGCUUUGCCCAAACUUAGGCUGGACGAAGAACGUACAGACCAAGAUAGACUAGUGUCGAUAGCAGGAGAAGACGAUGCAAGCGAAAUUGAACCUGGGCAUCUCACCUUCAGAGGACACCCCAUCAUAGAAGGCAGAUUGGUGGACGAAGACGGGACAAAACGCAUCUUCAUACUUGGUGACACAGGAAUAAAAGGGUCUCUUGAGAGGGAAGCAAACCUUGCCUUUUCAAGAACCUUCCCUGUCCUGCCGCGUGGGAUGGAUCAUGCUCCGGAUGGAUACAACAUGAGGGAUGAGCGACGUAGCACAGACGAUGUUAUUCCCGUAGGCAGGAGGGACAUAGACAUGCUGAGGUGCAUGAUAGGGAGAGUAUACAGGCCCUGCUGGCAAGCUUGAGAACGAAGCAGCUGAAAAAGCACCUGCAUGUUUUUCCCAGCACUCUCUGAUGCUGCAAGAUACUCUGGAUACGAAAGAUGACAAACACACACGUAUGAUUUAAAAAGAAUUUAAAUAAAAAUGUAUUCAAAUCUGCAAAA
Molecule: messenger RNA, 639 nt
Organism: Puntigrus tetrazona (Sumatra barb)
Lineage: Eukaryota; Metazoa; Chordata; Actinopteri; Cypriniformes; Cyprinidae
Gene: pmch
Product: pro-melanin-concentrating hormone
Exons: 3
Coding region: 50-499 (149 amino acids)
Biological process (GO): chemical synaptic transmission; behavior
Molecular function (GO): melanin-concentrating hormone activity; type 1 melanin-concentrating hormone receptor binding
Source: RefSeq, a predicted model, not a curated record